Mercenaria mercenaria is the source of this 3495-nucleotide messenger RNA. RefSeq lists its product as uncharacterized. Gene Ontology annotation, molecular function: protein binding. The transcript is spliced from 18 exons. Bases 214 to 3492 code for a protein of 1092 amino acids. The record is from RefSeq and is a predicted model, not a curated record. NCBI's taxonomy places the organism in Eukaryota, Metazoa, Mollusca, Bivalvia, Venerida, Veneridae.
ACAAUAAAUGCAUUUUGAUUUGAACGGUGAGGUAUCUCCAAAGAAUUGCCAAAGAGCGCGGUAUAUCAGUUACAAACGAGGACGUUAGUAGAUAAUUGACGGUACAAUCGGUGGAGACUGAAUUUCAACUUUUUGUGUUAAGUUUCAGGUUUAUUUUCGUGUUCAGUUGUGAAAGAAGCGCAGCUUUGGAUUGACUUCAACAACUAUAGGGAAAUGUGCAUAAUUAUUUUACUUUUACCGUGUGUGUUUGGAGUCGUGGUUUCUGCUAGAACAUGCUUUGAGAUGUCGCCUAAAGAUGAUGUAUUCAUCAUGGCUGGUUCCGAGCUGCAGGUGAAUUGUUCAUUGAAGAUGCUUGAGAAUGGUAGCGACUGUGUUGAUGAUUACAAUAUCUAUAAUAUUACAAUACGGAAGGGAAGUAAAGAAUUUUCAUCAGAUUUAUUUGAGUACUUUGCGGGAAAGAAAACAUUGACGCUAACGAUCCGGAAUGUGACAUUUGAAGACGACGGGUUUUACAAUUGUGUAUAUGGUGGCAACAUUCAGUCUACAAUGCGCAUGCACAUAGGAGAGCCUCCAGGAGCCCCUGAAAAUCUGAGUUGCAUCUCCAGGAACUUCAAUGACCUGAGUUGUUCUUUUGCCUUAAGUGAAAAAAUAGUGAAUAUUCCUACUGGGAACAAAAUAAAGUUCAAAAUGAACAGGCAGAAAUGGACCAACAUCACAGAAUCAAACUACCAUUGUAACAAGUCAAUGUGCACCUUCUGGUUGAAUAGCCGGAAUGAUGCGCCUUCUGCGUACACCUUCACGCCCAGUGCUCAAUAUAAAAUUCGUGCCAUUGCAUGGAACAAACUUGGCAAAAAGUCUACAGAUCUAGAAAUUGGAAACACAGGCAGUAUAGUGAAGCCCGAUCCUGUGGACAACAUUGGUUUUGAUUUCACGAAGUUUAGUCGGCGUGUCAGGCUGCGAUGGAGUUGCCCAAAGGAUCUAACUUUUUCAGAUUCAUCAUUUAUAGCCAUGGAUUAUAAAAUAGCAGUUACUUCGGAGUGGCAGAAUAGAACACUGCUGGUUGAGAACAAGACAACCGCUGUUAUGGAGCACUACAUAGAAAACCUCAUACCGUUCACAAGUUAUACUGUAACUGUCCAGGCUAAACCUUCAGCGGCUGUCCUUGACAUCUACUGGAGCAAUACCAGCGUAGUAACCUUUGUUACCUUAAGUACAGUAUCGGAGCAUGCAGUAUCAGUAACAGCUGGUUCUUAUAUGAUGGUAGACCCUGGACGUCCGCUUCUUUACUGGAAGAACCCGGCUAGAAGAUACUGGUACGGAAAUAUCACCGGUUAUAAAACAAUGCUCGAGAAAGUCGUGCUAUCAGAAAACACUGUUGAUGAGUUAGGUCGCAUAGACAAGGGCUACAACUGGAAAAAUCCUAUACAUAUAUAUGGUUCAGAGCCUCUAUCUGAGAAUAUAGAAGGGAUGGCUGUAUCUGCAGUACUGAAUAAUAAAUCACUCAAGGAAAACAGUUACCAAGUGGAAAUGAUGCUGACAAAUACGGAAGGCGUUUCCAGCAAUCGCAGUAAAAUGAUUGUUCCAAACUGGAAUAUAGGCCAGGCACUGAGACCGGAGUGGGUAUCAGUUGAGAUUGCCGAUUCAUCAGUAUAUAUUUCCUGGUACAUGGAUCCGGAGUACUGUGCUGUUGUCACCUCAGUGACAUACUACUGGUGUAUAGUGGACAGUAUCCACCCCUUUACCAACUCUAACGUUUCUUGCAAGGAACAGUUUGACUGGAAAACAGUGAACAUAUCAGAUGGAUGUGGCAGUCGUAUAAGUCACGAGAUACAGAAUUCUGCUGAUCCUCAUGAUAUUAAAUACUCUGUAUCUGUCCAAACAAGUAGUCAGCUUAGUGGAGGGAUGAUGUGGGAGAAGUUCCGCUUCAGUAAAUAUAAUGUGCCAGAGAAGCCACUGUAUGCCGUCUCCACCGAUGGUACUAACCUAAAGGUACAUAUUCUGUAUGGAGACUACUAUACCAGUAAAGGCGGAAGUCCCGAUAAUUACUCCGUUGAGUACCGUGAAUGUUUACAGAAUGAUGACUGCCUUACAGGUAUUUCGAACGGAACUAUCCACUUAUUUCCUGCAAACUUUAUAAACCCUGUGUACAUGAUUGGUAACAUGAAGUCUGGUUCCCAGUACCGAGUUCGUGUAUCAUCUUUUAAUAGUGUGGGACGCAGUGAAUAUGGGGAACAAUUCAAGAUCACUUUCGCCAACGAUGAAACCGUUUCAGUUGCUGGAGCGUUGGGUGGAACAGCUGGAGGCAUAGUGUGUGUUUUUUUGUUGCUAGUUUUGAUUUGGUAUGGAAGGAAAAAGUACAAUGACAUACAGAUAGAAGCGUCUAUAAAAAUGCCGGAUGAUCUACCAGUGGAUGAAAUGACAAAGAUGGUAGAAGAUAGGAUAUCUAUGGUCUCAGAUGACCACGACAGUGGCAAAGGUACAGAUAGUCUGAGGUCCAGUCUUGAUGAUGCAACCUGUCCAGAGGCCAGAUCAUUGGGUUUAAAUUCAUAUUGCAUCGGCAAUGGUAUUUGCGGACCAACAAAUCAGAGGACAUCGACAGCCCAGAACGUGUUUCUGAAUGGAAACUUAUGCGAAACAGUGUGUGAGAAAAUCGCGUUUGAUGGUGAAUGUGAAAUAUAUACUGAUAAAACAACCGAGGAAAUGUCCAAUGAAAGACGUAAAAGCAAUCAGCAAAGACUUCCUACCAGCUCCUUUGGAGAUUCUGCCCAUAAAUUAUCAUCGGACAAAAGUGAAAGUUCACCAGAUACUUUUAUAGCUGACAGGUCUAAACUGCAUUUGACUGAACUCUGCUCGGGCUUUGUUACGGAAACACCAGUGGAAGGAAAAUCUUCAUUGGAUCGGGAGUUGAAUGGGCAAGGAUAUGUUCUUCAUGGUACUGAAAUGAACAUUCCAAUAACUCUCGAGAAAGUAUUUUGUAAUACCGAUUAUGUGGCAGCAGUUGCUGACACUGAACGUUACGACAGAAAGGGAGAACUUUUACCAAUAAAGGGAGAAACAUAUGGACAUGAACAUCUACUUAAUGACAGUACAUGUGGUUCAUCAAGGCUGAGUACAUAUCAAAAGUCAGAGAAAGAAAGUUUUGACGUAGACUCUGAUUACGUGAAGGCAUUGAAUAACGGAGACAAUUGUCAGAGAAAGGAAGGUUAUGUGCUCAAUUCGGAUGCUGAAUUGCUGCAAAAGAUGUUAGAUAAUAGAAUGGUGAACGCCUCUAUUGGAAUGAAAGACGAAGACUGUUAUCAAAAUACAGGUUCCAUUUCAUACGUACCAGAAGCGUUUAAUUCAGUGAUAGAAAAUGCCACUUGUAGAACGCAGGUAGUAAAUACUGUUGAUACGGAAAAUCCAUAUGUACUAGAGAGGGACCAUUUUCCACUUGAACAAGUUUAUCAAAGACCAUCAAAGAUGGGACAAUGUUCGUGGAAACCGAAGGCAUAAAAU